This is a messenger RNA of Brassica rapa (field mustard), 1530 nucleotides long. RefSeq names its product malate dehydrogenase 1, peroxisomal. The record is from RefSeq and is a predicted model, not a curated record. Lineage: Eukaryota; Viridiplantae; Streptophyta; Magnoliopsida; Brassicales; Brassicaceae. Gene Ontology annotation, molecular function: L-malate dehydrogenase (NAD+) activity. Gene Ontology annotation, biological process: tricarboxylic acid cycle; malate metabolic process. Gene Ontology annotation, cellular component: cytoplasm; chloroplast.
UGGAACUGGCUGACAAAUAAAACUGCAGAACAUAAAAAUAUUUAAUUAAAUAAAACGAUUAUUUGUAGUAUUAUGGAUCGAGAAGAAGGCGCCGUGAAGGAAGAGAAGAAGAUAAGCUCUGAAGACGCCACGCUUCCCAAUACAUAUAACCAUUUCUGACGUCAUCUCCUAUCUCUAAUCAAUAUAUAAACUUGCCGAUUCCUCUUCAUCACAUUCUCAAAACUUUUAAUCGAAGCAACAAAAAAAAAAAAAAAGCAGAGCUAUGGAUGCAAACCAGCGUAUCGCGAGAAUCUCUGCUCAUCUCAACCCUCCCAAUCUCGAUCAGAUUGGUUCCGGGUCGGGUCUUGAAGGGGUGGGUUGCCGGGCGAAAGGCGGGUCUCCAGGAUUCAAAGUGGCGAUACUGGGAGCAGCGGGAGGGAUAGGGCAGCCUCUGGCGAUGUUAAUGAAGAUGAAUCCGUUGGUGUCGCUUCUUCAUCUCUACGACGUUGCUAAUGCUCCUGGUGUCACCGCCGAUAUUAGUCACAUGGACACUAGUGCCAUCGUUCGUGGAUUUCUCGGUCAGUCGCAAUUAGAGGAAGCACUUACGGGUAUGGAUCUAGUGAUCAUACCAGCUGGUGUUCCGAGGAAGCCAGGGAUGACGAGGGAUGAUCUUUUCAAAAUCAACGCUGGCAUUGUGAGGACACUCUCUGAAGCUAUAGCCAAGUGCUGUCCCAAAGCGAUUGUGAAUAUCAUCAGUAAUCCUGUGAACUCUACCGUGCCAAUCGCAGCUGAGGUUUUCAAGAAAGCUGGCACUUUUGAUCCAAAGAAACUCAUGGGAGUCACCAUGCUUGAUGUUGUUAGAGCUAAUACUUUUGUGGCGGAAGUAAUGAGUCUUGAUCCUCGAGAAGUUGAUGUUCCAGUCGUUGGAGGACACGCAGGAGUUACAAUCUUGCCUCUGCUUUCUCAGGUGAAACCUCCUUGCUCUUUCACUCAAAAUGAGAUUGAAUAUCUCACAGACCGUAUCCAAAAUGGUGGCACUGAAGUUGUCGAGGCAAAAGCUGGUGCAGGUUCUGCAACACUAUCCAUGGCUUACGCAGCAGUGAAGUUUGCAGAUGCUUGCCUCAAGGGUCUACGUGGCGAUGCAAACAUCGUCGAGUGUGCAUUUGUGGCAUCUCAUGUGACUGAGCUUCCCUUCUUCGCAUCAAAGGUGCGUCUAGGAAGAUGUGGGGUCGAUGAAGUGUACGGUCUCGGACCAUUGAAUGAAUACGAGAGGAUGGGACUGGAGAAGGCAAAGAAAGAGCUUGAAGGGAGUAUUGCGAAAGGUGUUACCUUUGUGAAGAAGUAAAGACCGUUGACAAACACUUAGUUUUAUCUUUCGAAUAGUGAUUUGUUUGGAAUAAGAACAAUGCCUCGCAAUAAAAGCUCAUGCGAGUAGUCUGAUUUUGAAGAUUUAAUAAACUGCAGUCACUCUGUUCUUAGAUACAAGAAUGUUUAUGAGUUCAUAUUCUUAUCUUCUUGGUAUGUUUCUUCAAAUAUGUGUUUUUUUUUACU